AUGGCAGAAGUCAUUGGUAUACUUUCAGGCGCCAUUACCUUCAUCGACGCUGGUAACAAGAUCCUGAGAUUCCUCAGCGAUCUCCGCCAUGCGCCGCAGAAAAUCAAAGCUCACCAGCAGCAUCUUCGCACCAUGUUACAACUCAUCCAAGGCGUUCGACGCGAUCUUGACCGCUUCAGUAACGGAACCGGAGUGAUACCUCCCGCUCUGAUUUCACAAGUCGACCUUGACGAAGUCGAGGACUUGAUCCAGCAGGCUGUCAAGAAGGCUGGAGAAUUGGAAACUAUAUUCAAUGGCCUUGUCGGUCGUUCAGAUAUCACCAGCCUGCAACGCUCCUGGAAAUCACUUCGGGCGCAGGACGGAAUUUUGGAAAGGUUCCAAGACCUCACGGUGCUGAAAGACUCCUUGCAAGCCUGGUUGAAUCGCCAGACUCUUCUCCUCUCAAGCCGACACAGCGGUACCACCGAAAACAAGGAAUUUGCUGAACUGGUCACUUCUGGCAAUGCGUAG
This is a messenger RNA of Lasiodiplodia theobromae, 510 nucleotides long. RefSeq lists its product as uncharacterized. Lineage: Eukaryota; Fungi; Ascomycota; Dothideomycetes; Botryosphaeriales; Botryosphaeriaceae. The transcript has 2 exons. Bases 1 to 510 code for a protein of 169 amino acids. The record is from RefSeq and is a predicted model, not a curated record.